CCUUUCAUUUUCACACUAAGGAUUCUCUCUUUGAUUAUGUAAACCUAUCAUAUCAACAACACACUCCUCCUCUCACCCACCCAUUCCAACUCUCUCAUAAGCUCCUCUCUCUCUCUCUCUCUCUCCUGUUACUGUGUGUGUGUGUGUGUGUGUGUUCAGUGAAGCAAAAGAAGGCUGCAAUGGAAAGAAACAUGUGUAUUUAUGUGAUUUGUAUAGCUUUGUUGGGAGUUCACAUCACUGCAAAGGCAGAAGAUAUGCUGAUAAGUCCAUCCCAGUUGGAAAUGUUUGUCGAUGAUCUUCCAGACAUGCCCAAACUCAAAGGUUUCAGUCUUGAAAAUGGUGUUCCCAUGCCCAACUCACUCAAGAUUGGCAUGUUCCAUAAGAAAUGGAAAUUUCAUAGAGAUCUCCCUCCAACUCCAGUGUUUGCCUACGGUACAACUAAGUACACCGCAACUGUUCCUGGUCCAACCAUCGAGGUCCUCCACGGGAUCGACACUUAUGUGACGUGGAAGAAUCACCUCCCUACAAAGCACAUACUACCGUGGGACCCAACCAUCCCAACAGCAAUACCUUCCACCAAUAAAGGAAUUCCUACUGUAGUCCACGUCCACGGAAACAUCGGUGAGCCCGAGAGCGAUGGACACGCGGAAUCUUGGUUCACCGCUGGAUUUAAAGAAAAGGGGCCCACUUGGACCAAGAAAAAAUAUCACUACCAUAAUAAUCAACAACCAGGAAAUCUUUGGUACCAUGAUCAUGCCAUGGGGUUAACCCGAGUCAACCUUUUAGCUGGUCUGAUCGGUGCCUACAUUGUACGACAUCCUGAUGUUGAGGCCCCACUCGGACUCCCAUCUAAUGAGGAAUACGAUCGACCGUUAAUUGUCUUCGAUCGUAGCUUUCGCACUGAUGGUUCGAUAUACAUGAAUUCCACAGGAAAUAACCCCACCAUACACCCUCAGUGGCAGCCCGAAUAUUUCGGUGAUGUAAUCAUCGUCAAUGGCAAAGCCUGGCCCCGCAUGAUCGUACGGCGAAAAAAGUAUAGGUUUCGCAUCAUCAACGCUAGUAAUGCUAGAUUCUUUAAGUUCUUCUUCACCAAUGGCCUAGGAUUUAUCCACGUGGCAUCUGAUUCAGUCUACAAUGAACGACCGUUGAUGGUGAAUGAAAUCCUCCUGGCCCCAUCUGAGAUUGCUGAUGUGAUCGUUGAUUUCUCAGAGUCAAAAUCUGAUUUGGUUAUCCUAGCCAAUGAUGCACCCUAUCCUUACCCAUCCGGAGACCCGGUCAAUGAAUUAAACGGUAAAGUCAUGAAGUUUGUAGUGAAACAAAAUCGUGAGGUCGACACGUGGCGGGUUCCGGCUACGUUGAUAAAAUAUCUUUCCCCUGAUUUAUCCAGUGCUUCGCUAACACGAUACAUUGCUAUGUAUGAGUACACAAGCGACAUUGGUGAGCCAACACAUUUGUACAUGAAUGGAAAAUCAUACGAAGCACCAGCGACUGAGACGCCUAAGGUGGGGGCCACGGAGGUUUGGAAUGUGAUUAAUCUGACGGGGGAUAAUCACCCGAUGCAUAUUCAUCUGGGGCUUUUUGUGGUGCUUGAUCAGACGGAGAUAGUGAAAGUGGAUGAGUUUAGAGAUUGCAUGAAUAAAUUGAAUGAUGCGAUCAAGUGCCAAAUAAACAAGUAUGCACGUGGCAAGAAGAUAGCGGUGCCGGUGUAUGAGAAAGGGUGGAAGAACGUGUACAAGAUGACUCCCGGUUAUGUUACCAAGAUUUUGGUGAGAUUUUCUUACAUACAUUCGAAUGCAUCAUAUUCGUUUGAUGCAACUGUUGAGCCUGGUUAUGUGUACCACUGCCACAUCUUGGAUCAUGAAGAUAAUGUGAUGAUGAGGCCAUUGAAGUUGAUCCGUUGAAAGGCCCACAGAGAAUGGAAAGCCCAAUUGAAGAUAUGAAGCCAUACAGAGACGCAAAUGUUCAAUAAUAGUAUUCGGAUCGAGAGUACGACAGUCGGAAAAACUCACGUCAUGAUCAUGUUAACUCAUACUCAUAUAAAAUCAGUCGAAUUUGUCUGUGGGAUUCCUUAUCAAUACUUGUAUUCUACAAACAUUGUGAUUAACGUUUAUAAGCACAUUUGUCUA
Molecule: messenger RNA, 2126 nt
Organism: Cornus florida
Lineage: Eukaryota; Viridiplantae; Streptophyta; Magnoliopsida; Cornales; Cornaceae
Product: multicopper oxidase LPR1-like
Exons: 3
Coding region: 180-1901 (573 amino acids)
Molecular function (GO): oxidoreductase activity; copper ion binding
Source: RefSeq, a predicted model, not a curated record